CACCACAACAACAGAUCAACAGCCGGCACGGCCGUCACGAAGAACAGAUGCCGCCGCGGAUACCCACCGAGGCCGACUUCGCGCCCCUCGCGGCCACGCUCCCGCACGCGCUGCACUUCCCCUCGCCGCGCGAGUCCACCACGGCCUUGCUCGUGCUCUUCCACGGCCUCGGAGACAGCGAGGCGCCCUUUGCGUCCUUUGCCCGCGCCGUCAACCUCCCCGGCGUGCUGGCCAUUUCCGUGCGCGGCACGGCCGUGCUGCCGCCCAGCCUCCUAUCAGAUGACGACGCUGAUGCUCGUAGCAGUGGCGGUGGUGGCAGUGGUGGCAGUGGGAGUGGCAGUGGGAGUGGCAGUGGGAGCGGCCAGCAGCACUUCCACUGGGGGGACGACUUGUCCAUCGACCCCGCGACGGGCGACAUCGACGCCGACCCGGGGUUCGAGCGCGCGACGCGCCUCGUCAUGGAGCGGCUGGUGCGCGGCGUGCUGGUCGACGGGUGCGGGUGGGAGCUCUCCGACGUGCUGCUCCUGGGGUUCGGGCAGGGCGGGUCGCUGGCGCUGGGCAUGGCCGCGGCGCUGGCCAAGGAGAAUGAGGUCGUCGACGUGACCGCCAACACUGUGACUACGGCUACGACGACGACCAUCACCACCAGCAGUAGCAGUAGCGGCGGCAGCAGAGGCAGCGCCGCGGGCGACGGCGUGGACAGGCGGAGCUUCAAGGGCGUCGUGUCCAUCGGCGGGCCUCUGCCGCCGUCGACGGUGAGCACACGCUCGGCGCGCGACAGGUGUCGCACCAGCGCGCUGGUGUGCCAGCUGGACGAGGAGCAGAGCGACUACGUGCGGCGCGAGUUCCGCGACGUGAGGGUCGUGCGCUGGAGGAGGGCGGACGUGGCGAUGCCGCGCGACAGGGAGGAGAUGCUCCCCAUUAUGAAGUUUCUCGCGGAGAGGCUGCGGAGCGGGUGGUGAGGCAGG
Purpureocillium takamizusanense is the source of this 968-nucleotide messenger RNA. RefSeq lists its product as uncharacterized. The transcript has a single exon. The record is from RefSeq and is a predicted model, not a curated record. NCBI's taxonomy places the organism in Eukaryota, Fungi, Ascomycota, Sordariomycetes, Hypocreales, Ophiocordycipitaceae. The coding region runs from base 48 to 962 and encodes 304 amino acids.